GAGAGAGGGGACAAACAGUGAGAAGCCAGAGAGGGAGAGAGUGCUAAAGAAAGAGUCAGAGAACUGUCUAACCCUGCCCACUUUACACUCAACCAUUCAACUCCGGCACGGGCAGCCGUGCACCGUCAGGUUUCUCCACAGCUCUGCUGCACGGACGCGACCCGGAGCUCAUCGACCUGCAGGAGGAGAGAGAGGACCAGCUGCGCUUCCUUCAACUUUUAGCACCAUGAACGCUCCGUUCAGAUAAGGAUUAUUUUGGACUGGCUCCCGCUUUUUCCGUAUCGAUCUGACAAACAAGCCAGUGCGCCGACUGUGAUCUUGGCAGAGGAGCAGAACAGGACUGAGGUGUGAGUCUGCCGUCACUCAGGAUGUCCUCGCUCACGCUCGUGACAGGGGUGCUGCUGCUGCUCUCCGGCUGUUUGUCAGGGGGCUGCUCGCCUACUCCAUCUGAUAGUGGCUCUCCAGGUGCGGGACGGCCCGAUGAUCCCGUGACCCCCUGCCCGUCCUGCGCUCUUGCCCAGAGGCCCAAGGACUCUGAGGAGCAGAGUGACAUGGUGGAGGCGGUCAAGCAGCACAUCCUCAACAUGCUGCAUCUGAACACCCGGCCCAACGUCACGCACCCGGUGCCCCGCGCCGCCCUGCUCAACGCCAUCCGCAAGCUGCACGUGGGACGGGUGGGCGAGGACGGCACAGUGGAGAUGGAGGAAGACGGAGGGGGGCUAGGGGAGCACAGAGAGCAGCCUGAAGAGCAGCCCUUCGAGAUCAUCACCUUCGCGGAGUCAGGAGAUGCCCCUGAUGUCCUGAAAUUUGACAUUUCCAAGGAGGGCAGCACACUGUCAGUGGUGGAGCAGGCCAACGUCUGGCUGUUCCUCAAAGUAGCCAAGGGCAGCCGAGUGAAGGGAAAAGUAUCCGUUCAGCUCCUUCAAAAUGGCAAAGCUGAUUCAGGCUCCACCGAUAGACCAGAGGACCAAGUGGUGUCUGAGAAGACCAUAGAUACACGGCGUAGCGGCUGGCACACAUUACCGGUACCCCGCACAGUGCAGACCCUGCUGGACGGGGACAGCAGCUUGCUCAGUCUCCGUGUCUCCUGUCCGAUGUGUGCUGAAGCUGGCGCUGUACCCAUCCUAGUGCCGGCAGAAGGAAACAAAGUCAAGGAGAGAGAACAAUCUCACCGGCCGUUCCUCAUGGUGGUACUUAAACCAGCUGAGGAGCACCAGCACCGGCGCAGCAAGCGAGGCCUGGAGUGUGACGGUAAAAUCCGCGUCUGCUGCAAGCGCCAGUUCUACGUCAACUUCAAGGACAUCGGGUGGAGCGACUGGAUCAUCGCUCCAUCUGGUUAUCACGCUAACUACUGCGAGGGCGACUGUCCCAGUCAUGUGGCGAGCAUCACAGGCUCUGCGCUCUCCUUCCAUUCCACCGUCAUCAAUCACUAUCGGAUGCGCGGGUACAGUCCGUUUAACAACAUCAAGUCGUGCUGCGUGCCCACGCGCCUGCGGGCCAUGUCCAUGCUCUACUACAACGAGGAGCAGAAGAUCAUUAAGAAAGACAUCCAGAACAUGAUAGUGGACGAGUGCGGCUGCUCAUAACUCCAACUGUUUAUUGUUGGUACAAAGCACAUAUCAGCGGAUUGAGGCGGUCUGUGUUUCACCCACAAACUUUUGAACUGCAAACUCGGACAACCUGUCUUGUUUCUGGAUCAUUCCAACAGGACUGGUUGUUGGAGAGGUCUUCGUGGCACUUUCAUAUUAAAAGAAAAAAACGAUGGAGGGAGAAUAAAGCAUAAUAUAUUUUUUUUAAUGAAGGAAUGGAGACGGGAGAGGGAACGGGUGCAUGGGGCAAACGUUCAGCCCUGAUUCUCUGCACUGCAAUAAAGAGACUUAUUUUGAAGUGUGGAACUAUAUAUUCUGAGAGGAAUGAGGAGGGAAAAAAUCAUGCAACUCUAUGCAAGACAAGUAUUAUUACUGGAUGUUCUUCUUUUUAUUAUUAUUUGUCUUUUAGCGUUUGUUUAAUGUUGUUUUUAAUGUUGUCCCUUUCCUCACGAAAAGUCAUUUUGUUUAGUGCGUCUUUAAACGAAGUAGUUGUUUUGAUUUCGUUUUUUCUUUUGAGAAAUACUUGAACAAAUUUAGUUUGACCAGCUGCUGGAGCCAAACUACUUUAUUAUUAUUUUUAUAAUAUUAUUAUUAUUGAUAAUCACCUAUUAAUAUUAUUAUUUUUCUCCGAAACAUUCUGAAUGUUAAAGAAAAGUAAUAUAAAUUUGCACUAAGCCAACAUUUGUACCAUGUGAGCCCCAGAGAACUGCGGGCCGCAUUCCAGUUGCCAUAUCAUAGUCUAGAACCAUAAACAUUUGGUUAAACUUACACAUAGAAAACCAAAGACCAUACACACCCUGUUCACAGAGCAAAUCCCCAAAACGCCCGGCUCGGUGAAUUUAAUCAAAUUAGGAAACAACUGUGUAUGGCCAACAUAAUACCAUUAACUCAAUAUAGCACAUAAAAUAACUUUUUUGUUUUGUUGUUUGUUUGUCCUUUUCCUGAAACAGCCUCAAUGUUAAGAUACUUUUUGCUCUCUGUGUUUUUUCGACAGUGUUUGUCUCUGCCAACGUAUAACAAAGGUCUUAGUAUCUGAACUGAAACCUAGCCUUCAGAUGCUGUUCUCCACAGAAAUAUUCAGAGAUAGAAACAAUGUCCUGGCAAUGUUGGGUUAAAAGUACAAGACGCUAAAGGAAUUUACUUUGUUUUAUGUAGAGUUAUGCAACAUAUGAUUUAUUUAUGUGUUGCUAUGUUGUAAAGAAAAUCGAAAUAUGUGCUUGUCAUGUUUUAUAUCUAAUUUAUUUUGCAGCAUAUUCUUUGCUUCACUAUUAAAAGCUGAAUUGUACAACUUCAA
Danio rerio (zebrafish) is the source of this 2883-nucleotide messenger RNA. It is a transcript of the gene inhbab, whose product is annotated as inhibin subunit beta Ab. Gene Ontology annotation, molecular function: growth factor activity; hormone activity. Gene Ontology annotation, biological process: system development; cell development; animal organ development. NCBI's taxonomy places the organism in Eukaryota, Metazoa, Chordata, Actinopteri, Cypriniformes, Danionidae. The record is from RefSeq and is marked provisional. Gene Ontology annotation, cellular component: extracellular region.